Hevea brasiliensis (rubber tree) is the source of this 2150-nucleotide messenger RNA. RefSeq lists its product as uncharacterized. Gene Ontology annotation, molecular function: protein binding; ubiquitin protein ligase activity. The record is from RefSeq and is a predicted model, not a curated record. Bases 110 to 1933 code for a protein of 607 amino acids. Gene Ontology annotation, biological process: interstrand cross-link repair; protein ubiquitination. The transcript has 14 exons. NCBI's taxonomy places the organism in Eukaryota, Viridiplantae, Streptophyta, Magnoliopsida, Malpighiales, Euphorbiaceae. Gene Ontology annotation, cellular component: nucleus.
UUAGUUCGGUCCUCCCAACUUUCCCUCCCUAAUGAAAGCUUCAAAACGAAGCAAAGGUCACUCUUUUGCGUUCUCUGCUUCCUUCUUGCUUUCCUAAUUGCAUGCUUUAAUGGCCCACCCAUACGAUUCUGACGAAGAGAAUGACGACGCAUUCGUCUACCCUGGCUUUGAAGUAGAAGAAGAGACGGAAAGUCACUUGGAAAGCGAAGAGGAGGAGGAGGACGGAGACGACGACGACGAGGAGUACAUUCCGGUUGCAAACUCGCCUAGGGUUUUAGGUAACGGCUUUUUGAAUGCUGGUCGAGUAAGUGUUGAAGAAGAGAGAAGCAAGCGGAGAAGAGUAAAUCCAGAAGGAGAAGAGAUGCGUUCGUUAAUUGCAGAUGAGAAUGCCGAGUGUUCUCAGGGGAGAGAGUGGAAUCGAACUCAAAUUGAUGGACUUUUUUGCCCUAUUUGCAUGGAUGCUUGGACCAGUGAGGGUGACCAUCAUAUCUGCUGUCUUCCUUGUGGCCAUAUAUUCGGGCUUUCUUGUAUCAGCAAAUGGUUGAAACAAAAUCGAAAUUCUGCAAAGUGCCCUCAAUGCAACAGGAAUUGCACGUUAAAGGAUGUGAGGAAGCUCUUUGCUCCAAGGUUUGCUGUGGUCGACGAAGAAUCACAAAAGACAAUUAGAUCUCUAGAGAUGAAAUGUGCUUCUCUUGAGAAGAAGAGUGCUGAUUGGUGUAGAAAAGAAUCUGAAUGGCAAAAGAGAGAAGCUGAGUUGCAACUUAAGGUCAACCAGCUUACGGAGAGAACGACUUAUUUGGAGCAUUUAGUAGGAGAUAUGGAAAGCAGUUCAACUGUGCCGUUCUCUGCUGGAAAUAUCAACUCAAAGUUAUGCCAAGGAGGAUCUUCCAGUAUUUUUGUGUUGGAGAGAGAGUUGCAAGUGGAUGGUGCACGCUUAUUUGAUAUAGAUGCAUUUGGUCAAAUUUUGUUACUUGCUCGGAGGCUACCUAAGAUUGAUGGGUCACAUGUACUUACCAAAAUGAACUUGCUACCUCCUCAUGAAAGUGAAGAUAUUUUGCUCCCUUCUAGCAUGAAAAUCAUAAAGGAUUUGCAUAUUUCUCCUUUUAAUGGAAGUCAUGCACUUUGUGCUUCCUUAGGCAAGAAACUAUCUGUUCUUAGUAUGGAAAGCAACAGUGUCAUCCUUUCCUAUGAUUUACCGUCUCCUGCUUGGUCAUGUUGCUGGGAUCUUCAGAGUUCAUAUUACAUGUAUGCGGGACUACAGAAUAGCUUGCUUUUAGCAUUUGAUAUGCGUCAAACCAGGGGACCAGUAGAAUCGAGUCCAGGGUUGACAAACAAUCCAAUCCAUACAUUAUACUCUGUUCAAAAUAACUUUUCUUCUGGUGUUAGAACGCUUCUAUCUGCUUCCUCCAUUGGCAUAUGCCAGUGGAACUUUGGCGGUGCUGAAGAAAGGCCAUCAUUGGUUCCCCAAACAGCAAAUCAAGGAGUUUGUAUAUCCCUUGCUCAUUGUCCCAGCAGUGAUGACAUAGUUGCUACCUUUCGUCCCAAAGUUGAGAUGACCAAUGAGAUGUCUGUUUCUCAGCUAUCACCUACUCCUUGCUCAAUUAUUGGACAAAGAGUACUUGGUUCCCAUCUUCAUUUGAAGAGGGUGGGUGAUAAGUAUCAAGAGUUGGGCAUUGCAUGUGCCACUGUAAGUAAUAUUCGAUUGCCUAGAUCUGUUAUCAUAGACAGAGAGAAUGAGAAACCACUAUUUGCAGUUGGAGAUGAAGAAACAUUGGGAUUGAUCUUGCAAGAGUUGCCAACUUUUACAUUUACUCAAAAUCUUAAAUCUCACAAGCAUCAUAUUUGUGACAUUAAGUGUACAAGCACCCUAAGCCAAGGUUUACUUGGCUGUUUGAGUGAGGACAGAUUGCAACUUUUCAGUAGCAAGAUCUGAUGUGGGAGACUGCAUUUUUUGGGUGUAUCAACGCAAGAGAAAAUUCUGAUUUUGCCUGGAAUUUCUGUUUCAUUUUAUUAAUCUAAGUGAGAGUAGUUGAUUAUGUUCCAUGACCCUAAGUUGUAUACAGCAUCUCUUUUCGAUCAUCAAUGAUGUAAAUUUGAAAGCAUCUAAUUUAUUAUAAAUUUGAAGGGUUUCAUAACCCUUUUUAUGACUA